Ambispora gerdemannii is the source of this 629-nucleotide messenger RNA. NCBI's taxonomy places the organism in Eukaryota, Fungi, Glomeromycota, Glomeromycetes, Archaeosporales, Ambisporaceae. The record is from the annotation of a GenBank genome assembly.
UUGGUGAUACGAGUAACAGACGUCCGAUUGUUAAUGUCAAUAAGAUGUCAUCGCUUGCUGUUUCGGGAAUCGCUCCAUUUUUGGAUUUUGCCGGUCUAUUGAUGUUCGUUGGGAAAUUCUCUAUUUACUUGGUCAUCGGUGCCACGUUUUAUUUUUCACGUACCACUAAGCAAGACAUCGACGCCAAGCAUAAUUCCGACCUUUCUACACGUGAUACCAUGUUUAAUGAAAUUCUUGCUAAUCGUGAUGCCCGACUUACUACCGAAGUUGCCGAUCGGGAUGCCAGAUUCGUAACUGAACUCACCGAUUACCGUGCCAAAUUUAACGCUGAACUUACCUCGCGUGACGAAAAAUUUACAGCAGAGGUCCAAAGAAUCUUUACAAUGCUUAAUACUUCUACAGCAAUGUGGAAUCAGUUUAAGAUUAUUUUCGAUAGGAUUAUGGCUGAAAGAAGAUGUUCUUUUGAUGAUAUGUGUAAUGUUGUAAUGGUUGAUCUUCUUAAUCUUGGAAAAAUUGGUAAAGAUUCGAUUAAAAAUUAUUAUCGUAAAAUCAAUGAUUUAAGAGGUAGUAACUUAGAUAAAAUAGGUGCUUGGAUCGAUAGCAAAACAGUUACACGUAAUAGUGAGUAG